Molecule: messenger RNA, 711 nt
Organism: Penicillium salamii
Lineage: Eukaryota; Fungi; Ascomycota; Eurotiomycetes; Eurotiales; Aspergillaceae
Source: the annotation of a GenBank genome assembly
AUGAAACCCGAGAUGGAGAACUCUAUCAAGCCAUUCGUCAUUGUCACGCCUAGAUUGAUCAUCAUUCCCACGCCCACGGCGGUCUCCAUCAGCUCAUACCGGUCGCUGUAUUCGUCUCUUCACGCUAAUGUUGCGUUUUGUGAGAUGGCGUUUGGUCACCAUUUCCCUCCUAGAACGUGGACUGAUGAAGAGACUCGGGAUGUGAUCCAAACGCGUGACAUUCAACGUUGCUGGGGAAGACGCGACUUGGGGGAUUUCGCUGUAGCCUUGCUGCCCUCAGCAUUCCAGACCGACUCGUGCAUGGAACUCAGCAUAGUUAAGGGUGAAAUCUGUGAGCGAUUGUUCAAUCAGAUCGGUCUGGAUGAUUUGCAAUGGGUGGGCUAUGCAGGGGUCCGUGAUGCGACGACGACUUCCCUACCGCCAAGAGAAGCUGCGGACCCGGCUCUCCCACCGUGGCAGGAAAUGAUUGAAGUGCGUUAUGGCAUUUCGCCACAAUUCUGGGGACAAGGUCUUGCCAAAGAAGCAGCAAGAGCUAUCAUGCAGUGGUCUGUGGACGAAAAAGGAGUUAGGAGGUUUAUCGCCGAAAUAGAGAGGGGAAAUAGCAGAAGUGGGAAAUUGUUGCAAAAGCUCGGCUUUACCCCGAGUGGCACGGAUUAUUGGAAAGAGCCCAGUGAGAUUGAGUGGGAAUGCCCGAAAUCGCAGCUGCACUGA